CAAAUUUUGCCAGCCGGAUGUAAAAGGUGAAAGACAAAUUGACUGGUAGUUAGUUGAGGUUAUGAAAAGCGCAUUUUAUAAAUCUUGUUGUAGUAGUUUUUUACCGACAAGUGUAAAAUGAAUGUUGAAAUUCGGAUUGUUGAUAGUCUAAAGGGCAAAGCUCUAUUUGCUACAAAAGGAAUGGCAGAAGGAAGCGUGAUCUUUGAAGAAGACCCUUUAGUUUCUUGUCAAUUUUCAUGGAAUGCUGCUUAUGGGUACAAAGCAUGUCACCAUUGUAUGAGGCCUUUAGAAACAGCUCAAGAAAAUGCAAGACGUCUAACUAACAAUCCUAAUAUAGAAUUACCCUAUCCCGAAUGUUGUACAACAAAGUCGCAUGAAGUUGUUUCUUGUGCAAAAUGUGGAGAAUUAUUCUGUUCAGUUCUCUGCCAAGAAGCUGCUCUUGAUCAGUAUCAUAAAAUAUUGUGCCUUCAAACCCAUGAGAGAAAUAACAUUCAUCCUCUAGAGCAGUUGAAUGAAGCUUGGAAGCAGAUUCAUUAUCCUCCAGAAACCAGUACUAUAUUCCUAAUAGUAAGGAUGCUAGCAAAAAUAUUGCAGUCUUCUAACAAAGAUCUUGCACAGCAACAGAUUUUGGGAUUUUGUCACAGGAGUAUUAAUGAAGAAGCAGAGCUUGCUCACAAAUUCUUAGGGGCUAAAUUUGCAGACCAACUUACACUUUUGCAUAAUUUGCUUCUUGCUGCUAUACCAAAAGAAGGAAUUGAACAAUUUUUGACACCUCAGGGGUUCCAAAGUUUAUUGGCCCUAAUUGGUACCAAUGGUCAAGGUGUAGGUACCAGCCCAUUUAGUCAAUGGACUUCGAGGGCAUUGGAUCAAAAUCUUUUAGAGAAUGAACACUUGGCUCUAGAAAAACUAAUUGACUAUGUAUAUGAGGCAAUGGACACGCAUAGUGGAUCCUUUUUGAAUAAUGAAGGGGUAGCUUUAUAUGUUCUACAAAGUGCUUGUAAUCAUAGUUGUACACCCAAUGCUGAAGUUUGUUUCCUACACAACAACCAUCGUUUAUCUUUGGUAGCUUUAAAAGAUAUUGAGGUUGAUGAAGAAAUUUGCAUAAGUUAUCUUGAUGAGUGUAGUUUAAAUAGAUCCAGGCAUUCCCGUACAAAACAACUGAUGGAAAACUACUUGUUUGCCUGUAACUGUCCCAAAUGUCAGGCCGAGGCAGGAGAUCCUGAUGUAACAAGUGAAGAGGAAAUGUCUGACAGCGAUUAAACUAUCAUUUUC
Messenger RNA from Cylas formicarius (sweet potato weevil), 1272 nucleotides. It is a transcript of the gene Smyd5, whose product is annotated as histone-lysine N-trimethyltransferase SMYD5. NCBI's taxonomy places the organism in Eukaryota, Metazoa, Arthropoda, Insecta, Coleoptera, Brentidae. The coding region runs from base 118 to 1260 and encodes 380 amino acids. The transcript is spliced from 4 exons. The record is from RefSeq and is a predicted model, not a curated record. Gene Ontology annotation, molecular function: protein binding.